This is a messenger RNA of Eupeodes corollae, 2341 nucleotides long. RefSeq names its product calcium/manganese antiporter SLC30A10 (gene ZnT77C). Bases 776 to 2254 code for a protein of 492 amino acids. Gene Ontology annotation, cellular component: membrane. Gene Ontology annotation, molecular function: zinc ion transmembrane transporter activity. The transcript is spliced from 4 exons. The record is from RefSeq and is a predicted model, not a curated record. Lineage: Eukaryota; Metazoa; Arthropoda; Insecta; Diptera; Syrphidae. Gene Ontology annotation, biological process: intracellular zinc ion homeostasis; zinc ion transmembrane transport; detoxification of zinc ion.
CAAAAUAACACAUAAGUUGUAGGUGGUGCGUGCUAUAAAAUUAUACGAAUCAAUGAACAUCAAUGAGAUAAAGAUUUCGUGGAUUAAGUUCAAAAACACAUGAGCAUUAAAAGAAAAUAAUUGUUUCUAGGUAUGUAGCUACCUAUCAAAUCAGAUUCCCGUACUGUGGCUGAAAAUAGAACAAUCAACAUUUUUAAAUUUUGGUGUUUAAAUACAUACUUUUAUAAAUACUUUACAUUAAUUUUACUUCGGUUAUAAGCAAAGCAACUAAGUAUUCGGCAAAUAAUACCUCCAUGUUAAUUGAAUUCAAUUUAUUUAAUAACCUGCUACUUGUGAUAUAAACUGAAAGAUGGAUAAGCGCGGGUAUAUAAUAUUAUGAUAUUGUACUUUUACGUUAAAUUGUGUAUAUGCAAAAACGGGCAAUAAUAAGAGGCAUUAUUUGAAAUCUGCACCAAGUAGUUAAGCAGAUUUAACAAUAAUAGACAUUCAAAAAAAGAAACAUCUUUUUGUGAACGGCGUCGGCGGCAGAAAUAUGUAUAUACUGGAUAACUUUCGACUUUAGAAAAUCUUUUUGAAUAAAUAAAUUGUAAUACACUUUUUUUGUGGAACAAUAAACAAAAAAGGCAAAUACUCAAAACAGAUAAGUCAAUAAAAGCAAAAAUAGACGCAAAGUGGUGAUUUUUAGGGUUGCAAAUUCUUAUUUAUAUUUAAAAAAAAAACCUAAAAUCAAACUUUUCUUGACGGGAAGCUUGAAAAAAGCAUAACAAUAUCGACAAUGGCAAUUAAGGAUAUACUCCACCAAUGUCGGCCUGUGCAACUUUAUGUGGUUUUAUUUUUAUCAAUUUGCUACUUCAGUCUUCAGAUGGUUUUGAGUCAUAUGACGCAUGGCCUUACCUUACUCAUGUCGUCGUAUCAUAUGCUGUGCAACAUAUUUGCAUUAACUGGAUGCCUAAUAACGAUGAAGCAAAGUCACUGUACAGCCUUGGACGAGAACAUGGAUUACGCGCUUGCAAGAAAUUCAAACUUGGCAGCUAAAAACGAUCAAGACAAAUUUACAUGUGUGGAUCUUAGUGUUGAGGAAAAAUCUUUACGCAAUAUUGAAAUCCGAGAAAGAAAACUUCGAAACACAUUUGGCUGGACUAGAAUAGAUAUCCUAACAAUGUUGAUAGUGUGUAUCUUCUUGGCUUCCCUCUCAUUUUCACUGUUGGUAGAAGCUCUUCAGACCUUAAUUCACAUUGACCACCAAGAUACAAUGCAUCUACCGGUUCCUGUUAUGAUUUUGGGAUUCAUGGGUCUUAUAUUGAAUGGAAUUUGUUAUCUAUUUAUUGGAGGAUAUACUACCCGCCAAGGUAACUUCUUGCACAUGACCUCUAAUGGUGAUGUUAUCCUAGAUAGUAAAAAAGGAAACGACGAAGGAGAGCAAACUGAAUGUGGUAUCCCAACUUUAUCUGUUGCAAAUAACAUGGAAGAGAAUAACCCAAGUUUUAGGAAGGAAAAACAAAGCUUAGUUCAAAUGUUCCGCGACAUAUCCAGUACAAUGUUCGUAAUAUUGUGCGCUGUAAUAAUUUAUAUGUCAAAAGAUGACCAUACUGCUAAAUUCAUCGACCCCAUUUUAUCCAUAUUUUCUUGUGUGGUGCUUGCAACGCUCAGCUAUCCUUACAUGAAAGAAUCGUGCCUAAUUUUACUUCAGACAAUACCAGCAUCCAUCGAUAUAGACAUCUUUGAGAAAAAUUUGGAAACAAAAUUUCCUGAGAUCAUCAGUUAUCAUGACCUCCACAUAUGGCAAUUGACUUCAAAUAAAUUCGUAUCAACAGUUCACAUAAAAUUCAAGAGUCAACAGCUUUACACUAAAAUAAUUGACGACGUGAGAAAUUUUUUUAUAGAACAAGGCAUAACAAUUGUUACGAUACAACCUGAAUUUCAAGAUAUAAUACUACCAAGUUCAAUAGAAUGCUUAGUACAAUGCAACGCAAUUGAUUGUGUUGAGAAAGUUUGUUGCCAGCAGUCAAGGAACGAUCUUCGUGAAAUAAUAUUACCAAGUAAUCAAGUAGAAAAACAACAAGAAAUUAAACUAAAAAACCUUUCAAGCACUGGUAGCAUGGCAGAAAGAUCACAGUCGGCAAAUAAUAUUGCCUGCUGUAACUCAACUGAUGUUUCCCGAAAUAUAAUUUAUAAACACAAUUCAACUGAUCGAACAAACAAUAAGAACUUAAUCACAACCGUGAUGUCCUCAUCUCCUAAUAUUAAUUUUUGAAUUUAGAUUCUUAAAUUAUGUGUAUAUAUAAGAUGUAGAAUAAAAAAUAAAAGUAUAAGUUUAUAGAUUUAUUAAUAAAUGACACGA